This is a messenger RNA of Rasamsonia emersonii CBS 393.64, 672 nucleotides long. RefSeq lists its product as uncharacterized. Lineage: Eukaryota; Fungi; Ascomycota; Eurotiomycetes; Eurotiales; Trichocomaceae. The coding region runs from base 1 to 672 and encodes 223 amino acids. The record is from RefSeq and is a predicted model, not a curated record. Gene Ontology annotation, cellular component: mitochondrion. Gene Ontology annotation, molecular function: NAD(P)HX epimerase activity. The transcript is spliced from 4 exons.
AUGUCUCUCAAGGCAAUUUCCCCCAAAGAUGCUGCGGCUCUCGACAAGGACCUCAUGGAAGUGGGUGGUUUUUCACUCGAUCAGUUGAUGGAGCUGGCGGGUCUUUCUGUUUCACAAGCAGACUCCUCCAUACAGAGUGAGGCUGAUAGUUCGUACGCCUAUCAGGAGGAGAUGGCCUGGUCGCAGCUCGUCAUCUCGCCCAUUACGGGUACAACCCUUCGGUUUACUACCCCAAGCAGGCGCCUCAAAAUCCAGCUGAAGAACCUAAACGUACCCUUCGUCCCCGACUUCACCGAGGCCCUGAAAUCCGCCGACCUCGUCAUCGACGCCAUCUUCGGCUUCUCCUUCGGGGGUCCCCUGCGCGAGCCCUUCCCAUCCAUCAUCUACCAGAUGGAGGAGACCAAGGUGCCCGUGCUGAGCAUCGACGCCCCCAGCUCGUGGGACAUCACCACCGGCCCGCCCAAGGAAGGCCCCGGGUCCAAGUUUAUGCCCGGCGCGCUCGUCAGCCUGACGGCCCCCAAGCCGUGCGUGAAAUGGUACCGUGGCAGACACUUUGUCGGCGGCCGGUUCCUGACCAAGGACAUCGCUGAGAAAUACGAUCUCGAUUUGCCAGAGUACCCUGGAAUCGAUCAGAUUGUCGAGGUUGGUGUGGAUGCCGAUGAGAAGCUUUAA